AUUUACUUGAUCUGGAUCUGAGCAGAUCUGAGUUUGGAUUAGUUUGGUUUUAGUGUUGAUAGAGUCUUCCUGUGGUAAAUCACGUUUAUAUCACGUUUAUUUACUUAAUAUUUUAUUGCAUUUAAAACAUGACUACUCUUAGGCCUUUCACAUGCAACGAUUUAUUUAAAUUUAACAAUGUAAAUUUAGAUCCACUUACGGAGACAUAUGGACUUUCUUUUUAUACACACUAUCUAGCACAUUGGCCAGAGUAUUUUCAAGUAGCUGAAUCGCCAAGUGGAGAAAUUAUGGGUUAUAUUAUGGGUAAGGCAGAAGGGCAAGGGGAGAACUGGCAUGGUCAUAUAACAGCUCUUACAGUUUCUCCUAAUUAUAGGAGAUUAGGUUUGGCUGCAAUGUUAAUAGAAUUUUUAGAGAAGGUUUCAGAAAAAAAGCAAGCAUAUUUUGUAGAUCUCUUUGUAAGAGUUAGUAAUAAGGUGGCAAUCAAAAUGUAUCAACAGUUAGGAUAUAUUGUUUAUAGGACUGUUUUAGAAUAUUAUACUGGAAACCCAGAUGAAGAUGCUUUUGACAUGAGAAAGGCUCUUUCAAGAGAUGUAAAGAAAAAAUCAGUAAUACCAUUAACUCAUCCUGUAAGACCUGAAGAAAUAGACUGAAUCUAUAUUAUGAUUAUGUAUAUUGGAUUUAAUGUACAAGGAUUUAAUCUAAAAUAAAUGAUAGAAUUAUGAGA
Bombus pascuorum is the source of this 724-nucleotide messenger RNA. RefSeq names its product N-alpha-acetyltransferase 20 (gene Naa20A). The coding region runs from base 129 to 650 and encodes 173 amino acids. Gene Ontology annotation, molecular function: protein-N-terminal amino-acid acetyltransferase activity. The record is from RefSeq and is a predicted model, not a curated record. Gene Ontology annotation, biological process: N-terminal peptidyl-methionine acetylation. The transcript has 6 exons. Gene Ontology annotation, cellular component: NatB complex. NCBI's taxonomy places the organism in Eukaryota, Metazoa, Arthropoda, Insecta, Hymenoptera, Apidae.